AUGCGUCGUUUUAAUGUUACUUGGUUUGAUAAAUAUGAGUGGCUUGAAUAUAGUGUUGAGAAAGAUGCGGCUUUUUGUUUUGUGUGCUAUUUGUUCACUGAUAAAGUUGAUUAUUCUCUGGUUGUUAAUGAUUCCUUUAUUAAAGGGGGAUUUAGAGGAUGGAAUAAGACUGGUAGAUUUGAUGUCCAUGUGGGUGGUAUUGGUAGUUUCCAUAAUCAGGCUAAUGAGAAAUAUAGUAUGUUUAUCAACCCAAAGACAUCAGUUGUUGAAUCUCUUUGCACUUAUUCUAAGGAAGCUAAACUACAAUACAAAUCUCGCUUGACUUAUUCAUUGAAAUGUAUUAGAUUUCUUUUAAAUCAAGGUUUAGCUUGUCGUGGGCAUAAUGAAAGUGAAGAAUCUUGGAAUAGGGGUAAUUUUCUUGCACUCUUUACAUGGUUUUCAGAAAAUAAUAGUGAGGUAGCAAAGGUUGUUCUAGGUAAUGCCCCGAGAAAUAAUCGAAUGACUAGUCCUUCAAUUCAAAAAGAACUUAUUAAUUGUUGUGCCAAAGAAACCACUAGACUUCUUAUUGAUGAUAUUGGGGAUGACUAUUUUGGAAUAAUGGCUGAUGAAUCAAGUGAUGUAUCUCAAAAGGAACAAAUGGCCCUUUGCUUGCGUUACGUCAAUAAUAAAGGGAAGAUAAAUGAGAGGUUUCUUGGAAUUGUACAUGUUAAGGAUACUACUGCUUUGUCACUAAAGAGUGCAAUUGAGUCUUUGCUUAUGGAAUAUUCAUUGAGUUUGUCUAGAGUUCGUGGACAAGGUUAUGACGGUGCUAGUAAUAUGAGGGGGGAGAUAAAUGGUCUCAAGACUUUGAUCAUGAAUGAAACAAAACAAGCCUAA
Molecule: messenger RNA, 876 nt
Organism: Chenopodium quinoa (quinoa)
Lineage: Eukaryota; Viridiplantae; Streptophyta; Magnoliopsida; Caryophyllales; Amaranthaceae
Product: zinc finger MYM-type protein 1-like
Exons: 1
Coding region: 1-876 (291 amino acids)
Source: RefSeq, a predicted model, not a curated record